CUACAAAACGAUGCUAUUGGAGCCAGAUCUCUGAGGAGUGGAGAGACCAGACCAAGCAAAAAGACGAGGGAACCCAAAGGACCUUACAACCCCUACUCAUCAUCAUUCUGUAAAGAAGUAAAGAUGGAUUCUGAAGGAGAAGAGAAUCGUUCUCAACAGUUCAAUGGCAAUGCAAUUCUUGCUGACUGCAUCACUGAUGCUCACAGCCUGCUCGUAUCGGCAGCAAGAAAGAGGAGCGCCACCGAAGGUGCCCGUGGCAUGCCAGUUAACAAGAGGAAAUCUCUCCUGAUGAAGCCACGCCACUACAGCCCCAGCGAAGAGGAGGAGGAGGACCAGGAGGAGGACCUGGCAACCGCUCAGGACAAAGAUGCACCCAGGAACACUGACACUCCAGCAGACAAUGACCUCGACUGCACCAAUUUCGUCCUUUCCAAUGGGACCAAAUCUCACGGCUCACUUUCAUGGUCUGAACGUACCAGCAUAAGCUCACCUGAACCUUCCCAAAACGAACUAGAUGAGAAAUGGCUUGAUCAAGACCUGGGUGAAAAAAGCCCAGAAAAAGACACUGACAGGGAGGAAGAUGGAUGGGUUAGCCCUCGCCAUCUGAGCAUGCCUGAUGGCAUUUGCCGGAGCCCUAACUGUACUACUGAUGAUACCCGACCCGGGAGGAAUCUGGGACUUCAGUUACCCAUGUACAUAAACCAUGGAGCCAGCAGACUCCUGAUAGACGAUUUCUCCUACUCUCAGGAGGUUACUAGCGAUAACGAGGAUGAGGUCCAGGUCCCCAGGUUGGAUGAGCGGCUCGGAGGCUGGACACUGGGUAUAAACAUGGAGCGGGCACGGCUCAGUCUGGGCCUCCUGGAGCAGGCCAUGCACAGGCAGCUCCUCCAUGGUGCCUACAGGGAAAUGGACCGCUUCCUGUUGGAGCGGGUCAACCACGAACAGAGGCAGAUGGAUGCCCGCACUGUCUACCACAGCAGCAAAGAUUCACUAAGGGCGGACAAGAAAGACAUCAAGUGUCCGACCCCAGGGUGUGAUGGAACAGGUCAUGUGACUGGCCUGUACCCCCACCACAGGAGCUUAUCCGGCUGUCCACACAAAGUCCGAGUCCCUCCUGAAAUUCUAGCCAUGCAUGAAAACGUGCUGAAGUGUCCGACACCAGGAUGCAGUGGAAGAGGCCACGUCAACAGUAACCGCAGCACUCAUCGGAGUCUUUCAGGUUGCCCAAUUGCUGCAGCAGAGAAAGGUUCAAAGCCUCAGGAUGAACCGUCCAAAUGCAGACAGACUCCAGAGAAGACAGCAAGACCUUUAGUCCAGAUGAAGAAGUUUGACUUUGGUCAGCUCGCAUACCGAUUUGCCCAUCCUGUAGCAGCUCUGCAGGCUGGCAUGGCCAAAGAUUUGGAGAAGUACAGCAAAGGCCAUUUUGACCUCGCCAGUUUCGACGCUCAGGUGUUUGGCAAGCAAGCCCAGAUGUUACCCGAUCAGAACCAAGAGGCCUCACUCCUUCCUGAUUCCCCCCCACAAUUCCCAUGUUUCCUGGGUGCAGGAAGUCGAGUGCCCCGACCCGACGGACAAAGCCCAAGCCACCCGAGAUCCCCAGGAAGCGCCCUCCAGUCAUGCACAGCGUCCAGCGCCAUCCUCAACCUCUCCACCCGUUACCGGGACAACAGCGAUGCCCGGGUGCUGGCACCCUUCACAAAGGACUCAGUGAUUGAAGUAGAUGAAAAUGGUACUCUGGAUCUAAGCAUGAAGAAAAAGAAAGAAAAGAGUACAGACUCUCCAACCAUGCCAGCAUUAGGAGAAGCUUUGUUUACUCCUUCUGAACCCUUCAUAGCUAAAAUGGGGGGCCUUCAAAUACCCACCGCCUUCUACAGAUCUGUGUAUGAGCAGGAAGGAUGGGACGCACCUCUCAAUUUCAGCAAAGCACCACUUCAGCAGGAAAAAGAGAUGGAACAGCUGGAUCGGAUGCUGCUUGAGGACAAAGUGUUUGCCGGAGACACAAGCCUGACCAGUCCAAAGAACAAAAUGCUUAUAAGAGACAUGAAAAAAGAGCUGAUGAGCUGUCCAACACCUGGUUGCGACGGGAGCGGCCAUGUGACGGGAAAUUAUGCAUCACACAGAAGUGUAUCUGGAUGUCCGUUAGCAGACAAAACCCUCAAAUCACUGAUGGCUGCCAAUGCACAGGAACUAAAGUGCCCGACUCCUGGAUGUGAUGGCUCAGGUCAUGUUACAGGAAACUAUGCAUCCCAUAGGAGUUUGUCAGGAUGCCCUCGUGCCAGGAAGGGUAACCUGAAGCUCACACCUAGUAAAGAGGAGAAAGAAGACCCAGACAUCAAGUGCCCAGUAGCUGGUUGUGAUGGGCAGGGUCAUGUGUCAGGGAAAUACACAUCACAUUGGAGUGCUGGCACCUGCCCCAUUGCCGCAAAGCAACAAAGGCAGCUGAAUGGCAUUGCCUUCACCGGGAAGAACUGCAAGCAGGAACUGCCACACUGCCCCCUGCCAGGCUGCAACGGCCUGGGCCACGCCAACAAUGUGUUCGCUACACAUAGAAGUUUGUCAGGUUGCCCUCUAAAUGCACAGAGCAUUAAAAGGAAGCUGUCAGGAGACGAGAUGAUGACCAUCAAAUUAAAAACCAGCAGUGGAAUUGAAGGCGGUGAGGACAUGCAGCAUUUGGAUCAUGAAAUUAAGGAGCUGAACAAGUCGAAUUUGAAAAUAGAAGCUGACAUGAUGCAACUUCAGACACAGAUCUCAUCGAUGGAGUGCAACCUGAAGACCAUCGAAGAGGAAAACAAGAUGAUCGAGCAGCACAACGACAGUUUGCUGAAGGAGCUGGCACGCCUCAGCCAAGCCCUCAUUAACAGCCUUACUGACAUCCAGCUCCCACAAAUGGGUCCAAUCAAUGAGCAGAAUUUCGAAACCUAUGUGAAGACUUUGACCGAUAUGUACAACACCUCCGAGCGAGAGUAUUCACCGGAGUGCAAGGCCUUACUGGACAGCAUCAGACAGGCCAUUAAGGGCAUCCAUGUAGAAACAGUCUGCUCACCAUGAACUACUAAACUCACACUUGAGCAAUAUCUCUGCACUGCUUGCUCUUUUUAUUUAUUUUAUAUAUUUAUUUAUUGA
Molecule: messenger RNA, 3123 nt
Organism: Trichomycterus rosablanca
Lineage: Eukaryota; Metazoa; Chordata; Actinopteri; Siluriformes; Trichomycteridae
Gene: st18
Product: ST18 C2H2C-type zinc finger transcription factor
Exons: 22
Coding region: 124-3048 (974 amino acids)
Biological process (GO): regulation of transcription by RNA polymerase II
Cellular component (GO): nucleus
Molecular function (GO): RNA polymerase II cis-regulatory region sequence-specific DNA binding; zinc ion binding; DNA-binding transcription factor activity, RNA polymerase II-specific
Source: RefSeq, a predicted model, not a curated record